This is a messenger RNA of Cynoglossus semilaevis (tongue sole), 2281 nucleotides long. It is a transcript of the gene trim69, whose product is annotated as tripartite motif containing 69. Lineage: Eukaryota; Metazoa; Chordata; Actinopteri; Pleuronectiformes; Cynoglossidae. The record is from RefSeq and is a predicted model, not a curated record. Bases 166 to 1830 code for a protein of 554 amino acids. The transcript has 6 exons. Gene Ontology annotation, molecular function: protein binding; zinc ion binding.
UUCUUUCUUUCUUUUUUUCUUUUUCUUGCACCACCCCCUUCCAUUUCCCUGCAGUCAACAGGAAGACUGGAGGCCAGAGAGGAGAGAGGCAGACUCCGCAGGAGAGGAAGGACGCACGGGUCCAGCUGCAGCACCGGGAACAAAGAGACGCAUUGAGGCGGCAGAAUGAGCAAGACUCAGAAGGAGGUGAAGAAAAUCCAGUCGGCCUAUCUGCAGAACCUGGAGAAGCUCAACCAGGGCAUAAAGCCGGAGAAGAAGAGUUGGAAGACGAAGGAGGGAGACUUUGCUGUUCAGACGGCGAUGGAAAAGCUGAGGCAGCCGCCGAGCGCCGGCCCGGUCACCAAGAGUUCAGCCCACAGGAUCAGCCGAGACCUGACCUGCUCCAUCUGCCUGGACCUCUUCAAGCAGCCCGUGUCUCUGCCCUGCGACCACACCUUCUGUCAGGGCUGCAUCGAGGGCUACUGGUCGGGACCCCGCGGCCCCGGCCAGGGGGGCACGGGGUCCUGCCCCCAGUGCAGGAAGGUGUACGCCGGCCAGAGCUACAGACCCAACCGCAUCGUGGCCAACAUCGUGGAGAGCUACUGCCAGGGCCUGGAGGAGAGCGGACCCGGGGCCCGGCUGCCGGAGGCGGUGGUGGCGGCGGCGGAGGAGAGAGCCCCGGCGCCGGCUCCGGUCCCUCGCUGCAGCAGACACAGAGAGGAGCUGAAGCUGUACUGUGAGGACGACCAGGAGCUGGUGUGUCUGGUGUGCGGGGUCUCCCAGGAGCACAGGAACCACACCAUGCUGUGUGUGCAGGAGGCCGAGGGCAAGUACAGGGCUUCUCUGAACAGCACCAUGGAUUCUCUUAAAGCCGAGCUCAACACGGCUCUGCAGUGCGACCGAGAGGCCGAGGACGAGGUGAAGAAACUCAAGGACCACACGGCUGACCUGAAGCAGCGCAUCGAGGCCCAGUUCAGUGACCUCCACCAGUUCCUGUACCAGGAGGAGAAGCUGCUGCAGGUGAAGCUGAAGACGGAGGAGCGUCGGGAGCUGAUCCGUCUGGACGAGCACAAGGCGCUGCUGUGCGUGGAGAUCUCCCGCCUCCAGAGGGCGGUAAACGAGAUAGAGGAGAAGCUGUGGGAGCAGGACUCAUUCACACUGCUGAGAAGCAUCAAAGUUCUCCUCCAGAGGCCAUCGCUGAAGUUUGAGAAACCCGUGUUCACGCCUCACAGCCUGUGCGAGGGUCGGUUUGCGGGGCCGCUGCAGUACCGUGUGUGGAAAUCCAUGAAAGGAAGCAUCUACCCAGUUCCAGCCGCCAUCACCUUUAAUUCCAGCACGGCCAACCCCUGGCUCAGCCUCACCUCCUCCCUCACCUGCGUGCGCUACCAGACCUUUAACCACACGGUGGAGGACAACCCCUACCGGUUCAACGCCGCCCUGUCACUGUUGGGAAGUCAGGGCUUCACCCACGGACGCCACUACUGGGAGAUCGAAGUCUACAGCAGCACCGUGUGGACCGUGGGCGUGGCCCGAGAGUCGGUGCCCAGAAAGGGAGUCAUCAAAGCCCUGCCGGCCAACGGCUUCUGGACCCUCUCCCUGUCUUACGGGAUUCAGUACAUGGCUGGCACCUCCCCCCCGACGGUGCUGUCCCUGGAGGAGCCGCUGGCCAGGAUCGGGGUGUACCUGGACUACAAGAGAGGCCUGGUGUCCUUCUACAACGCCGAGAGCAUGACGCAUCUGUACACCUUCAGGGAGAACUUCUCUGAAACCCUCUACCCCUACUUCAACCUGGGGUUCCUGGACAAAGUGCAUGAAAACGAACCUCUGAAGGUUUUCCUGCCAAAGAUUUAACAGUAAUUCUUAGACUCCACUGCACACACGCACACACACACACACACACACAUACCUGGAGGGUGCUGAAAUACCAAUCAACAGUGAGGUAAACUAACGAAAUCAACGAGGUUCAUUUAAAAAAAAAUUUUUUUUUGUUGCAAUUUUGUAAAUAGCUGCUUGUACAAUAACAAAGGAUUUUUUUAAAAAUACAUUCCUGCCUUUUCUCCUAAUGUAAAUGUCACAGUAGCAUGUAGUGCUGCCUCGUGACCACCUGUUGGCAGCACCUGAAGUUGUGACGUCACCUGGGUCCAGUUAUAUGACCAGUCUAUACUUUAUCCCUGUGGGGAUUGCGACAUCUCAACUAUAGUGCAGUAUUUCAUGGAAAUAUAACAGCACCAUGUGGUGUUUUUCUAAAUAUAUGUAUACAAAUAUAUAAAUAAAUGCACAUAUAUAUAGACAUAUAUUUAUA